Molecule: messenger RNA, 1139 nt
Organism: Andrographis paniculata
Lineage: Eukaryota; Viridiplantae; Streptophyta; Magnoliopsida; Lamiales; Acanthaceae
Product: ethylene-responsive transcription factor WRI1-like
Exons: 5
Biological process (GO): regulation of DNA-templated transcription
Molecular function (GO): DNA-binding transcription factor activity; DNA binding
Source: RefSeq, a predicted model, not a curated record
UAUGAUCCAACGGUCGGGAACGACGCAUUGCUUCUACACACAUCAUCAGUCUAUUUAGGAGCUUACGACACCGAAGACGACGCCGCGCGCACAUAUGAUUUGGCUGCGCUUAAGCAUUGGGGUCGCGACGCUUCGCUCAAUUUUCCGGUCGGAAGAUAUGUUAAAGAGCUCGAAGAAAUGAAAAAAAUGUCUAAUGAAGAGUAUCUGGCUUUUCUGCGAAGAAGGAGCAGUGGAUUUUCGAGAGGGGUUUCUAAGUAUCGCGGCGUGGCAAGGCACCAUCAUAACGGGCGGUGGGAGGCGCGGAUUGGGCGCAUCCACGGAAAUAAAUACUUAUAUUUAGGCACAUACAGUACGCAAGAGGAGGCCGCGGAAGCGUACGAUCGAGCGGCAUUGGAAUUCCGAGGCCCGAAUGCGAUAACAAACUUCGACAUCAAUAGGUACACCCAAACGGCGAAUACUUUCGCGCCAAAUGAGGAAAGACAAGAAGUCGACGCACCGGAAACCGAGUCGAUGCCCCCGGGGAAUGUAUUACCCGUCUGUCAAGAAUUCGAAAAUCCGGACGCUGCCAUUUUAGAAUCAUCAGUUCCAGAGGACUCUGCAAUUGUCGUCGCGAUGGAAGAUCUCAUUAACCCGGAAGCAAUGAACGACACAAUCGAUUCGAUCGAUACGCAACCCAUUGUAGCGGUCGAUCCGACGAACGUGCAAGCCACAACGGGCCCCGUCGAAGCGCAAGUUGCCGCGCCGUGGGACGAUAUCUGCCUAGACGUCGGGUUCAACAACUUUACGAUUCCGGACAUUUCUAUGGGAAAUGGGUCCGGCGGUGUGUUCGACUACAAGGGGUUCGAUGAUAACAUCGAUUUCAUGUUCGAUGGGUCGAUGAAUGAUACCGAGAUGUUCUUUAACGGCGACGGCGAGGCCAAUGCCGUUGCCCCCGUUGCCGCUGCGGAUGCUUCGUCUUCGCCGUCUUUGUCAUCUCCGGCGUCGGCGUCGACGUCGACGGCGGCGUCGACAGGCAGCAACAUGUGAAGGAAGUAGAAGGCAUUGAGUAGUAAGUUUAAACUCUCCUUAAAACUAGACGAACCAUGUUUGGCUAUGACUAUGGAGUUUUUUUAGGUUUUUAUUUGGUUUUUAGAUUUUUU